Molecule: messenger RNA, 1409 nt
Organism: Sabethes cyaneus
Lineage: Eukaryota; Metazoa; Arthropoda; Insecta; Diptera; Culicidae
Gene: ATP6AP2
Product: ATPase H(+)-transporting accessory protein 2
Exons: 5
Coding region: 48-1007 (319 amino acids)
Biological process (GO): positive regulation of Wnt signaling pathway
Cellular component (GO): external side of plasma membrane; membrane
Molecular function (GO): signaling receptor activity
Source: RefSeq, a predicted model, not a curated record
AGCGAAAACGUCAUAUGACCAUUGGUGCAAAAGUUUAAGCAGCAAGAAUGGCCCGGACGUUUUUCCUUCUUUUCUCGCUGUUUAUUGCAGUGAACUGUGACCAGCUUUCAAUUCUAUAUUCCCCGAAGUCCCUAGAGUUCCGUGGUCAUAGUCGCUUAGAUGUGCAAUCUUUAUCGGAUGUGUUUGGUGCUUCUCUCGGAUAUUCCGUUGCCCAUCCAAGUGAAUGGGAUGGCCUGACCGUGAAAGAUCCCUUUAACAUGGCUAAUGGAGCAUUGAUCGUUGUUAUCGAGGGUGUUGAAUCAUUAAAACUAGAGGGAGCGCAUACGUACGAUUUAUAUGGCGGAUCAGGAUCAGAAAUGAUCGGAGAACUGGUUCAGAAAUCAGCUGACCACAACAGUGUUAGCUUCGAAGUUGAUCUAAAAGAGUCGUCGGAUAGUUUCACGACCCCUCUAGGAACUGUCCAACCGGACGAUGAAGAAGUAGAACCUCACUACCUGAAACCUAAAUCCAACAAAGCAGAUUCGGACUUUAUGCGCCAAGUCUCCUUUAUAAAUGGAUUAGCUGAUCUUCUGGUUACUUCAACCGACGAAAAUAUCCCAGCUGUUCAUAUUGUUCGUCUAUCAUUUGAAGCACUGUUGGCCGCUCACGAACCGACAUCGCCAGCCGCCGCUGAAGCAAGGAAACUGCUAUCUAAUGCCGUGUCAGAAUUGAAAAUUGCAGCGGAGAAAGCAUUUGAUGGAGCUGUCGUAGUUGGUAUAAUCACUUCUACAGAGACACCUGUAGUUCGUUCCAAACGCCAAGCUGAAACUCCCAAGCAAUCAACUGACUACAAUUUAGCCCAAAAGUAUGACAGCAAUUACCCGGUGAUAUUCAACAUCGUUCUGUGGUUCAGUGUUAUUCUAGUCUUUUCGCUGCUGGCAAUCUCGAUUGCUAUUGCUACGAUGGACCCGGGUAGAGACUCUAUCAUCUACCGAAUGACAUCAACGAGAAUGAAGAAGGAGAACUAAAUGUCCUGUUGCCUAGUUCUGAUAGUUAGUAUUGCCAUCACUAACAAGUAAAAAAUAUGCCAUCGCGUAGAAAUGGGGAAAAGUAUUACACGCAAAUAGAACUCUAGAACCAUAAAAAGUUGAGCCGAUGUUGAUUUUGUCCUUGUAAGCUUAUUAAUAGAUGCAACCAAUUUUUUUCAAAACUUUGAUUUUGGUUCUUUUGGCAAAAUAUAUAGCUUUAUGCACAAUUGAUUCAAUAUCCCCUUCCAUCCCAAUUUAAUACGUUCAUGAUUCUGCGCUAUUUUAGAGCAGUCAGAAUAGUGUGUCAAAUGUGAAUGUCCUAACAUCAUGAGAGGUUGCACUGGUCGCAUGUUUUUGUUGUUGUUUUUAAGUUAUUAGUCCAAUAUAAUAAAAACAUUCCAU